Molecule: messenger RNA, 2575 nt
Organism: Branchiostoma belcheri (Belcher's lancelet)
Lineage: Eukaryota; Metazoa; Chordata; Leptocardii; Amphioxiformes; Branchiostomatidae
Product: XK-related protein 6-like
Exons: 3
Coding region: 395-1777 (460 amino acids)
Biological process (GO): engulfment of apoptotic cell; apoptotic process involved in development; phosphatidylserine exposure on apoptotic cell surface
Cellular component (GO): plasma membrane
Source: RefSeq, a predicted model, not a curated record
GCUUUCAAUAGACAUGCUUCAAUAUGAAAUGAUUUUACGUUAAAAGGUUCUACGUUCAUCACGACACGGUAUUCAAAUUUGACAAUUCCCGUUAUAACCAGUAGAAAAGUAAUAGCCAGUAAGUAUUUGGUAAUUAAAACAGCAUAGCGGCAUGCCAUGUCCAGUCAAUUGCAAUAAAAUGAAUAAAUGAAAGUGUUCCAAUAUCCAAUCAAUAGCUAUCAGGGCUUAAGACUUUUGGCAGGGUGAGAACACAAAAUGAACUCCCACUGACAUGUGACAUUGCUCACCCCUGCCCAUAGGAUCCAUUGGUACAAUCUGCACACAAUGAGCAUUCCAGCACAUACGCUUAUCGACAUAAAGACCUCCAGUACAUACGGGCUUUGCUAAACCGAUAAUGGCUUCAGAGGGGGUUACGUUACCGUUACAAGGCAAUAGCCUGGCAUCGACUCAUGGCCAAGAGACAAGCUGCUUUAACCUCAAGCGUCGUUAUAAGGAGUUCAAGAGCCAGCUGUACACCCAAGAAUUCAGCGAUUGGGACGUGUUGUUCGUCCUUUUUGCCGUGGCAACUUUCAUUGCUGACAUCGGCACCGACCUUGGUCUUGCCUUGACGUAUUUCACCGAAGCAGAGUACUGGUGGUUUGCCCUGACCCUGUCCUUCAUACUCCUGCCGUCCUUAGUUCUCCAACUCUUCAGCCUGCGGUGGUUGUGUCAGGACAAGAAACCAACAGCGAGAAAAAGCCACCAGACAUGGCUAAGUUGGAUAGCGCGAUGUACGCUGCAUUUUCUUCAGCUAGGAACAGUUGUGAGAUGUCUGGAAGCCUUACGGAUAGGCCACAGGAGCAGGACCAGCCGAGACCACGCCCUGCGGUCCUGGUAUUACCUGGCCUGGGUAGCGGAGUGGACAGACGUGUGUCUGCUCAGGAUGUUUGAAGCCUUCCUGGAGUCCGCGCCACAACUGGUGCUGCAGCUGUACAUCAUGCAGGUCAAGGGAGAGGCUGAUAGACAAACAGUGAUAUCCUGCUGUAUCUCCAUCACAUCCCUGGCCUCGUCGCUGAUCUCCUACCACAGGUCAUUACGUGAUGCGCUUCCAAACGCGAAGAUCAUGAACUACACAGGCGUCAUCCUCUGGUUUCUGUGGCGCCUUCUGACCGUUUCCUCGCGUGUUCUUGCCAUCGCCGUUUUUGCACACCUGUUCACUUGGUGGAUAUUUGUCGGUCUGUCGUUGCAUUUUAUCUUAAUGUUUGUCUGGCUGAUAUUUCAGAAGACAAAAUUCUAUGGUGGAGAUAGAAGGGCUGAGGAACUUGGCUUUGACUUUAUCAUCGCGUUUUUGUACAUUUUCUGUUGGUUGAACAUGAAGGAGAGCCGAUCCCGAUACAGGGCGCUACUUUAUUACUUGUUAGUCUACGCGGAAAACGUCACAUUUGUCGGCUUGUGGUACUGGAAAAUUACCAAAGUUGGGUCUCUCUAUGCCGAACUAGUCCUACUUUGGGUCAUGUUUGGCUUUCUGGGAGGAAUCGCUUUCAUGGCGUUGUACUAUCUGCUUUGUCACCCCAAGAAAAUUCCGUUUUACGUGCCACCGUGUAGUACUGAAGUAACACGCCAGGAGUCGUCUCUGCAUGAUAUUCAAGACAGACUUGACUGCAAAGAGCAGGCCGUCAAACUUCCCUGCAUCCAGGUGAUGAGAGAAGACUGGCGACCGCGGGGUAAGCGUCCUAACCUCAGUCUUGGCUUCGCGUAUCGCUGGAGGGCUGUAGAAGAGGAGGGUGCCAAUGGCUGAAGCAGACCUUCGGACCUAUCACAAGGCAGUUUUGUCUACAAUUCUGCUCCAGCAGUCCCUAAGGGUAAACCUUGGGGGUCAUGAAUUAGACGGCUGGGAAUUACACAAUUUUAAAAGUUACACUUCAAUAAUUUUCCUUGUUGUACUGUUUUUCUUUGAUUGUACAGUUUUUUAAAACUAUGGUACUAAUUAGUGAGUCAACAGGCAUAAAUUUUCCCCAUAAAUUUAAUGUCAGAGCAUGGCUGUAAAUUAUGACAAUGUAUGUUUCAAUGAUAUAGAUUUGUACAUGAACAUAUUGAUUGAAGUUCACAUAAAGUAACUUACUGGCACAAUAUAUGAAUGAAAGCAAAUGUAAUGGGCCAUAUUUGCUGCAGCAUGUUUUAUGGAAACAAAAUUUUGUCACAUAUUGUUAAGUACAUGUGCCUUCUAUCUUCUUUGGAUAACUUUCACAAAUAUAGGCAUCGCUGGAAGAUAAGAUUGGAAGAGAUGGCACUUAAAACAGUAUAACUAUUAACACUGGUUGAUUGAUUGGUAAUGUUGCUUAUGAGUUAAGUCAAUACCACUUAUAGUUUAAAGGUCGUACAUUGUUUACAUUGUCCUUUUUAACGAGCUAUCCCGACUUCAACGUUUACAAAGUCACCAUAGUGAUAUAUUAAUCUAAAUUGUUUUUGACAAUCAUACAUGUUGUUCAACAAUACACAAUUGAUGGUGUUGGAAAAAUAAAAGUGUCACACACAAAACACUGGCUUGUACUAUACAAAUACUGAAUGAAAAUAAAAUGUGGUAAAAAAAAAGAAA